GAAAUGCCACUUCCCUCACGACGGUCCCCGGAAGUCGUGUCCGCGGGGAGUGCUGCAUGUUUGGUCAGCGCCGCUUGGCUUUGCCGCGAAUUCGGCUGCGCUUUCUCGGUGGCAUUUUAUUCCUGCCGGGGUCGUUGCCCGCCUUUGGCUUUGUGGUCUCUGCGCCCGGGGUCCGGAAACUGCUGGAAGGAGCCCGACUUCACCUUUGCCUGGACAGGCGAGAGGCGCGACGCCGAGUGGACGCAGAACGGUCAGAGAUCUGAAGAGAUUUCCUGGACCUGUACUCUUUCAAAACCACCUUUGCAUUGUGCUGCGUUUGUUGAAACAAUGUUUGGAAGAUUGACUCUUCCACAAUGGCUUUUUGCCAGCAUCCUUGGAAUUGCUGGAGGAGUGUAUAUUUAUCAACCAAUAUUUGAACAGUAUUCCAGAGAUCAGCAGGCAUUAAAAGAAGAGUUGAAAGUGGCACAAGAAUCAGAAGAGAAGAAAAAUUAAUACCACAUGGAGUUGAAUUGUAAUAAUUGUUUAGAGUUCCACUGAAAGUGUACAUUGACUUAAUAAUCUGGUAAAACCUUCUCAAAUACAUUUUAAACAUUAAAAA
Molecule: messenger RNA, 598 nt
Organism: Loxodonta africana (African savanna elephant)
Lineage: Eukaryota; Metazoa; Chordata; Mammalia; Proboscidea; Elephantidae
Gene: PIGBOS1
Product: PIGB opposite strand 1
Exons: 2
Coding region: 4-492 (162 amino acids)
Source: RefSeq, a predicted model, not a curated record